Molecule: messenger RNA, 3385 nt
Organism: Pocillopora verrucosa
Lineage: Eukaryota; Metazoa; Cnidaria; Anthozoa; Scleractinia; Pocilloporidae
Source: RefSeq, a predicted model, not a curated record
UAGUAUACUCAAAUAUGGCUUCUGCGUCAGAGAUGUGUUUGAGUGACGCCGCAUUAGCAGUCUGUCGGCUUGUAGAAGAAACAAAGGGGCAUAAAACACUAAAGUAUCUGGGACCUAGCUGUCUUGUACAUUUCUCCGAUACCAGCACCCCUAAAAUUCUUUCUUCCACUUCCUCGGGGAGAACUUCGAUUUCAGAGCGUGCGUCAAGCUAUUUCUUGGUUGCAAGUGCCGAAGUCUUGAAAAAGACCCAGAUCGAAGCCUGUGAGAACAAUUCAGGCCGCUCCGUGAAGAUCGUGGCCGAAUUUGUUCGGGCAAGAGACGGAAGAAAGCUCGAACGCAAGACCCUGAGUCCUAUUAAAGUGGGCGGUGAGUUGUGCCGAGCACUCGACGACAUCGUUGAAUCAGAUGGGAUGAUUUUUAUAGCCCUUACCGGGUUAAGACGAAGUAUCUUCAACAAGAGCAACUUGUUGAGUCGUGCUUUAGAAGUUGCCGAAAUACAAGGCAGAAAUUCAUCUGCACGGAUGGCAUCAAAUGACCUACGGUGUGUCCUGUUUACGCUAUUGACUUGCGGGAAAAAGGCAUUCCAACUGCAAGAUAAUCCUGAGUUUGGAACCAAGGUCUACGAUCUUCUGCCGUUUGACACAGUCCUAACCUGUGAAAAUCAGACGCGAUCUUCGAGGUACUUCUUGCAAAAUGAUGAGAAAAAGCGCUUCCUCAACGAAGAUGAAUUUCCAAAGAACGACAUUCCUUUUGGAGCCAUCAUUCUCAAAAAUGUGAUGUUUGCAGGAGUGCUGAACUUUGACAACAGACAGCCUUCGCCAGUUUUUGUCGAGAGCAGUUUAGAAACAGCAAUUCAGAGAUGUGAUGAGAGAGAAGCUGAAAGGCUGGUUGGUGCAGUAGGUGGGAUUUAUCCAUUUUUAGAUCCAAAGAGAAAAGAAAGAUCAGAGGGAAAUGAUAAGACUGGCAUUUAUGGUUUCCCUCAGCCUGCAGUCACACCCUCAGCCUCAGAUAAGUUUGUGGCAGGUUUUCAGUCAACUAAUGACAACAGUGGUAAUGAGGAUUUGAGAACAAUACCGUGUGCAACCAACCAGGCUGAGUCAGGUAAGAAAAAAGAGGAGUCAGGCAAAAAUAGUAAAGAUGAAAAGGCCACCCCAAUUGAAAACUCCUGCAGAUCUUUGGACAAAAGUUUAGAUUCCAACAGAGUUGUAUAUGUGCCCGUAAAUUUGCAAUCUGCUGAUAAUGAAAAUCAGCCUGCAGGAGAAUGUUCAGCACCUGAACUAAGCCCUGAAACAGGGACAGGAGGCUCAGAGGAAGAAGUCCAAGGAGGACCUGUAGAUGAGCAAGUUCAGGGGUCAGAGGAAGAAGGAGGGAAGCGGGUAACAAUACAGAAGAAGGAGGAAAAAUCUGUAUCUCAGAGAUGCCGAGCACCUUUAACUGCCAUGGUACCUCAGGUAACAACAGGAAUCCAGAGGAACCCAGCAGAGAUUCCACUGGCUCCAGCAGUGCCAGGAGGUCCAGAAUACUCAUUACCCCCAUUACCUCAGAGACGCCUUGAGACACAAGGAGCAUCCACUGACCUAAGCAGCCAUGAAAGUGGUUUUCUUUUCCAAAAUGGAAGGUACAAUGAGUUGCCUGAAGGAGCCCAAGGUGAAGUAAGGGAACAAAGCUCAUCAGAUUCUUGUCACCCAAAGAAAGAAGAGCAUCCUGAAGUGAAGCGCUCCAUCUCUAUGUCAACUGGGACUAAAAAGACAUAUAAGUUAGAUGACCUGCUUAAAGAGACCUUACUGAGUUGUCUGGAGCUUUUGGAGGCUCUGUGUCGAAGUUUGGACAAAGAGUAUAAAUAUGGCCUUUGCAAAUACUGGAAACACCUUGCUGAACAUUUCGGCAUCUCAGAACAAGAGUACCAGAGGUUUGAAUUUCAACCAGUCUUCAGUCCUACCGAGCUGAUGUUUGAAUAUUUGCAAACUGCUGACCCAGAUGUCACAAUUGGUUGUCUCAAAGUUGGGCUAAGGAAAAUUGAGAGGCAUGAUGUUAUCAACUUGCUUGUACAACAUGAAAAAUGUGAUCCAUUGGCACUGAAUGAUAAAACAUUGGUUUCCAGCCUGUUCGACACUGAUCCUGAUAUCAUUGGUGAACUUGCCUACCUGUUAGAUAUUCAGAAAUCUGGAGUUAAAAAAUGGUCAGAUUUGGCUCCUAAAUUGAACAUACCAAGAAGAACUUUCAGGAUGUUUGAAAAUUGCACUGCUGGCAAUCCAACAGAGAGGGUGUUUGAAAUUGUAACAGUUCAAAGCCCCAAAUUAACCAUUGGUGAAUUGAUCAAUCAUCUGAAAGCUUUGAAAAGACAUGAUGUGAUCAAAGCAAUUGAAAAGAGCACCAAGGUUAAAGAAAGUUCUGUGAUAAAAGAGUUGGUUGCAGAUGUUGAAGUCAUGGAGGAGGUGUGUGACUUACUCAAUCAGAUAAAUCGCACUACCACAGUCUCUGGAUUGAGAAAUCUUGGAAACCGAUUAAAGAUUAAGAAAGAAAUUUUGGAUGAUCUUUUACCCUCUAUGGAGGUAAACCAAAGUCCCACAGAGGCAUUGAUUCGUCGUCUUGGAGGUUCCAAUCCAAGUCUAACCCUUGUAGAUUUUAUAUGGGCACUACAUGAAAUUAGCCGACCUGAUGUCAUUGUGUUAUUGGAUGAAUACCUUCCAGCUGGAUGUGUUCAAAGGCUUUUGAUCUCAUCUUGUAACUGUGAGAUAUGCCAGCAAGUGUUGCCAAGACAAAGUGGAGAAAGUUAGAGACAGUUCGAAGUGUGUAUCGAUGGACGAAACAUUACGGCAUUUUUGGCUUCUUCAGAAUGGUGACUUAUGAUCAACCACCAUGGUUAUUCUCCUGAAGCUGGGCAGGCAGAGGUUGAUAAUAAACUAAGUUCCUUGGAGCAAUUUCAAUCCAGUAUCUAGUUUUUAGACAUUUGAGUUGGUUGAGUAUGCAGAUUAUUUUGUUAUUUAAUAGGAGUAAUACUCUCACUGUGAUAAAGUCUUAUUCCAAGAAACAAAACCCAAAUGGAGAUGUUAUACAUUUUUGAUUAGCUUUUAGCCAUAGAAAUGAUCUUUUAUUAUUAAUAUAGUGAAAAUUAAUUUUAAUAAAUAAGAAGAAAUAACUCAUAUUACAUCUACUAUAGUAACAAAACUUUUAAAUUGUUGCCGGGCAUUGGGGGUGCUGAAGAGUUGUGGUGGAAACUGAGGUUUUUUUCCUUUUUAAAACUAUAAAAAUGAAUUUUUUAUUAUAACCAUCUGAACAAGAUUACCAAAAGGCAAGGAAAAGAAAAGGAAAAAUGAACUUUGUAUCUCUUUCUGGCACCCUGUGGUAGAGUGAAAUGUAACAAUAUCUAAAGCAAGCUAGGUAG